This is a messenger RNA of Schistocerca piceifrons (Central American locust), 2729 nucleotides long. It is a transcript of the gene TBC1D16, whose product is annotated as TBC1 domain family member 16. Gene Ontology annotation, biological process: activation of GTPase activity. Lineage: Eukaryota; Metazoa; Arthropoda; Insecta; Orthoptera; Acrididae. The record is from RefSeq and is a predicted model, not a curated record. The transcript is spliced from 13 exons. Bases 229 to 2610 code for a protein of 793 amino acids. Gene Ontology annotation, molecular function: GTPase activator activity. Gene Ontology annotation, cellular component: early endosome.
UAGGAGGAGGAGGAGGAGGAGAAGUUGUUAUGAAUAAUGAAGUGGCGUUGUGCUGUUGUAGAUCCGCAUGUCACAGUAGCGGCAAGUGAUGCCGGAAGGAUAAUACGGAUCUGAGUAGAGUACAUGACCGGCGCUACAUGACACGACGAAUAUCAUGUUUAUGCUAUGUUGCGUUGCCGCACUUAGGCUACAUGUCACUUUGUGGGUCAUCUGUUGAAUAUCAUCAAAAUGCCCCUACCAAAAAUACUAAAAAAGGCAUCAAGCUACAUAUUGGGUACACAGACGGGGACUCCUCAUCAGCCUUUCAACGACGGGGAAGUUGUUUUUUGUAAGAACAAUGUUUGUGUGCAUCCACCAGCACUUCUCAGACAGGACUGUGAUGUUGUUCAUCAUCCUGGGUACUUGACUAUAACUUGCCAGGUGACGCCAGACAGAACCAGAACAACACUCAGUCUAACAUGGAUACCAAAUACAACACUGAGGAAAAAUCCAUGGGCUAUUGAAAGACAGGAAUCUCACAUACACCGUGGUGACAAUGACCACGAUGGAGGCAGCCUCUCAAGCAGAAGCUCAAAUCCUAAAGAUGACACAAAUGAUGAGUAUCCGAGUAUUAGUCCCAUUCCGGAGAACUACAGGAAGAGUUCGGCUGAAAGCAUUGAAUCUCAGUAUAGUGCAUCUGACGGAAGCUUGCAGCCGGCAGUUCAGGAAAGUGCUUCUCAGAAAUCCGAUCAGUACAGUAAGAAUUUGUCUUCCUCAAACUCGGAGCGAGAUAGUUCGCAUAACAGUUUAAAUAUGGAAAUUCAGAACUGUGCAAAGGAGGAGAAUGUAAACAGCAUAACUGUACAGCACUGCGAGGAAGCAGUGCCAUCAGAUAACACGGAAGUGGAGCACACAGUGCGGCCACAUUUGCUUCCCUGCGAGAAAGAAGGUGACGAAUCUCAGGAGAAGGACGCCCAGCCCAGCCCUUCCCUGUCACAGGCUUCCAGCUGCAGCCUGGCAGUGCCGCUCUCCUUCCUGGGCGGAACUUCAGAUGAUAUUCCUACUUGGAUGAGUUCACCUGAGCUGCUGGCUCUGCGUCACAAUCUCAACUUUCCUGAGAGCCAGACUGCAUCUCCAGUUGUUCGCAGGACACACAAAUGUCGUCGCUUUUCUGUCGAUCUAAGCCAGAUGCGUUCACUGCGGUUGUUCUUCAAUGAUACAGAAUGUACCUGUGGCCAGUUGGUAGUUGCUUCACGUGAAAGCCAGUAUAAAAUUCUUCACUUCCACCAUGGUGGCUUGGAUAGGCUGGCUAAAGUUUUACAAGAGUGGAGCUUCCUUCUUCAUGCUGACCUACCAUCAGCAGAAGACUCACUACCAUACAGACAUUUCAUGGUUUGCAGGCCAGAAGUGAGUGAAGAAGAACUGCAUCCUGAGGAAGGACACACAGCACCAAUAAGCAGGGAAGUGUGGGAGAGCCUGCUCAACGAACUGGGGCAGGUAGAAGAUGAUCUGGCAUUGCGAAAGGAUAUAUUUUUUGGAGGCCUGGAACCAGAAAUGAGAAGCACAGUGUGGCCAUUCCUGCUUCACUGUUAUUCUUAUCAGAGCACACAUGAAGAAAGGGAUCAGAUUAUUGCCAUCCGCAGGCAGGAAUACCAUGAGAUAACUCGUAGAAGAAAUGAAAUGGACCCAGUAAGCCAAGAGAAUUUUUGGCGGAAUAUACAGUGUAUUGUGGAGAAAGAUGUUGUCCGCACUGAUCGGGGAAAUCCGUACUUUGCAGGAGAAGACAAUCCAAACAUUGAAGUAAUGAAAACACCGGAAUUCUACCAGUUACCAGAAAUGAUAAAAAAAUUGCAGACACUGAUGGAUAAAUACAGAGACAGCAUAACAAGUGUGAACCCUUGCAGUACAAAGUAUGGAGUGACUGAAAUCAUGAAACAUAGGUUUCCAGGCGUAAGAAACAUUCUGUUAAAUUAUGCUGUUUACAAUCCAGGAUUUGGCUACACCCAAGGCAUGUCAGAUCUCUUAGCACCAGUUUUAGCUGAGAUCAGAAACGAAUCUGAUGCAUUUUGGUGUUUUGUUGGGCUAAUGCAAAAAGCCAUAUUUGUCUGCACGCCUACAGAUAAUGACAUGGACAAAAAUCUGAACUACCUCAGGGAACUCAUCCGUUUGAUGGUUCCCCAAUUCUAUAAUCAUCUGUUGCGACACAAUGAUGCUAUGGAGCUCCUGUUUUGUCACCGCUGGAUACUUUUGUGCUUCAAAAGGGAGUUUCCAGAACCCAUUGCCUUGAAAAUGUGGGAAGCAUGCUGGGCAAACUAUCUUACGGACUACUUCCACCUGUUCCUAUGCUUGGCUAUAAUCAGCAUUUAUUCAGAUGAUGUUGUGGCACAGGACCUGCGCACAGAUGAAAUGCUGCUACACUUUAGCUCGCUGGCCAUGUUUAUGAAUGGGGAGCUUAUACUCAGGAAGGCAAGAGGUCUGCUGUAUCAGUUUAGGGAGAUGCAGCGAAUUCCAUGUACGGUCGCUGGCCUUUGUCAGCUGUGUGGACCUGGCAUGUGGGACUCCACACAUGCACCUGUUGUUGAAUGCACAAGAAACCAUCUUCCUGGGCAGUCGUGUCCUCAUCGUACUUAGAGCUGGAAGGACAAUAAGAUGUAUUAUGUGGCCCUGCGGUUAUUUGAAAACUCUUAACCAGUCAUUUUAACUACAAAAAAAAAAAAAAAAAAAAGAUUCACUUCUUCUAUUGCCCAGAU